Symbiodinium sp. CCMP2456 is the source of this 1338-nucleotide messenger RNA. Lineage: Eukaryota; Dinophyceae; Suessiales; Symbiodiniaceae. The record is from the annotation of a GenBank genome assembly.
AUGACUAUUUCCGAUCUGAAGCUGACACCUGCAGAGGCCAUCUCAACCAUUCUUGUGGGGAUCGGCCUGGGUGCAGUGGCCGCGGCAUUUCCUGAGGUAAAUCGCAGUACCUUUCAGAAGCUGGAGGACAUGUCUGCCAGGCAGUUUAUGCUGGUAUUCAUCGCCCCCAUCAUCUUCGCCGAAGGCUACGGGAUGAAGAGCCAACAGUUCUUCGACAAUAUCACCCGAAUUUUGCUGCACGCGUUUCUGGGCACGCUGAUUUCGGCUCUUGUCGUGGCGGUCGCCAUCUUUUACCUUGUGCCACUGACGGGAGCCUUGAAGCUGGAGCUUUCGGAGUGCCUCGCCUUUGGAGCCAUGAUCAGCUCCACGGACCCGGUCACCACACUCGCCAUCUUUAAAGAGCAGUCGCUGGCAGAAAAGGGCCGCGGCCCCCUCUACUACUCAGUUUUAGGCGAGUCUAUCCUGAACGAUGCUGUGGCUAUCGCCCUCUUCGGCAGCUUCGCCGACCUGGUUCGCUCCGGGGAGGUGAUCGACGCCGCUGUGUCUGCGAGGAUCUUUCUGAAUUUCCUGAAAGUCUUCGUGGCGUCUACGCUAAUCGGCGUGGCAGGCGGCUUGGCCACAGCCUUCCUCCUGAAGUCUGCGCGGCUAGGAGCCGGUUCGAGUGAAGGUGAGCAUUUCUAUUUCAACAUCCCGGAGAUCGGAGUAGCUCUUGUUCUUGCCUAUGUGCCCUUCCUUGCCGCAGAGGCUUGCGACCUUUCUGGCAUUGUGGCGAUUAUGUUUGCAGGCAUUACGAUGCGCCACUACGCGCACUUCAAUCUGACGCAGGUGACGCGGCAGAUUUUCUUGCCGACUGUGGAGCUCAUAGCUUCCCUCUGCGAGACAUAUGUCUUCAUUCUUCUGGGUCUCGGGGUGUUUCUGCUCCAGGGCGCCUUUUCAGCGUCGCUGGUGAUUUGGUCUGCCCUGGCUUGCCUUCUUGGCCGCUUAGUGCAUGUUUACCCGCUGUCGUUCCUUGCAAACCGCAUCUCGACCGGGCCGAAGCUGUCCGUGAAGGAGAUGCACAUGGUCUGGAUGGCCGGGCUGCGUGGAGUCAUUGCCUUCAUUUGCGCUCUGGGCUUCCCGAAUGAGGCCAGUCAUCAAGAGUUCUUCCUUUUCACCACGGUGAUUGUGGUCGGGGCCUCUUUGGUCUUCCUGGGCUGGCCGACCGCCCCAACGCUGCGAUGCUUGGGCCUCGCCGAGCCGGAGCCGGAACCGCUGCGUGCUCCAAGAGCUUCCUGGUCCACCCUUCCCGGUGGCGCCUCUGCGCGGUGUGUUUCGCAGAGGCAAGGGCGAGGCGUAUGA